This is a messenger RNA of Pogoniulus pusillus (Red-fronted tinkerbird), 1218 nucleotides long. It is a transcript of the gene CTSK, whose product is annotated as cathepsin K. The record is from RefSeq and is a predicted model, not a curated record. The coding region runs from base 100 to 1113 and encodes 337 amino acids. Gene Ontology annotation, cellular component: lysosome. Gene Ontology annotation, molecular function: cysteine-type endopeptidase activity. NCBI's taxonomy places the organism in Eukaryota, Metazoa, Chordata, Aves, Piciformes, Lybiidae. The transcript has 8 exons.
UCCCAACAUUUUCCAGCCGCUGCUCAACUUCCCCAAUCCAGAGCCAUAAGAAGGAGCUGAACCCCCCCGCGGCCCCCAGCCUGUGCCAGCGCCGCUGCCAUGCCCCUGGGGAUGUGGUGCCCAACUCUGCUGACCCUGCUGGUGCCCACUCUGGUGCCCACUCUGCUGGCCCAGGUGCAGCCUGAGCUGGAUGCCCACUGGGAGCUGUGGAAGAAGACCCAUGGCAAGCAGUACACAGGGCAGGCAGAGGAGGGGCAGAGGAGGUUGAUCUGGGAGAAGAAUCUCAACUACAUCAACAGCCACAACCUGGAGCAUGCCCGCGGGCACCACAGCUUCCAGCUGGCCAUGAACCACCUGGGGGACAUGACCAGCGAGGAGGUGGUGAGGACCAUGACAGGCCUGAAGGUGCCCAGGGGGCACCAACGCCACAACCACAGCCUCUAUGUGCCCGACUGGAGCCAGAGGGUGCCACCUGCCCUGGACUGGAGGAAGAGAGGCUUCGUCACCCCCGUCAAGAACCAGGGGCAGUGCGGCUCCUGCUGGGCGUUCAGCUCGGUGGGUGCCCUGGAGGGGCAGCUGAAGCGCAGGACCGGGCAGCUGCUGCCCCUCAGCCCGCAGAACCUGGUGGACUGCGUCGCUGCCAACGACGGCUGCGGGGGGGGGUACAUGACCAACGCCUUCGAGUACGUGCGCCAGAACCGCGGCAUCGACUCCGAGGAUGCCUACCCCUACGUCGGCCAGGACGAGAGCUGCAGGUACACCCCCACGGGCAAGGCUGCCAAGUGCCGUGGCUACCACGAGAUCCCCGAGGGCAACGAGAAGGCUUUGAAGAGAGCCGUGGCCAGGAUCGGGCCCAUCUCGGUGGGCAUCGAUGCCAGCCUGCCCUCCUUCCAGUUCUACAGCAGGGGAGUCUACUACGAUGAGAACUGCAAUGCCCAGAACAUCAACCACGCGGUGCUGGCCGUGGGCUAUGGCACCCAGAAGGGCACCAAGCAUUGGAUCCUCAAGAACAGCUGGGGUGAGGAUUGGGGCAACAAAGGCUACGUCCUCCUGGCUCGCAACAUGGACAAUGCCUGCGGCGUGGCCAACCUGGCAAGCUUCCCGCGGAUGUGAGCCUGGCACCGCCUGCUCUGCUGCCCACACACCCCCAGCUCCUGCUCCCCAGCCCCCUGCUCCCCUGCUCCCCUUCUCCCUUGCUCCCCAGCCCCCUGCUCCCCA